GCGGAUCAACUGUGGUCUGACACACAGCCCCACACGGAAGUACCCACGCUGUCUGGCUCUUAUCGCUUAUUUCCGCCCGCUUGACACCUUCGCUUUGAAUCUAUCACAAGAACAGGGACAAUACUACGUGACCUGACUGCAUAUGAUUGCACGUUUGUUCCCUGGGAUACUGCGAUAUAUCCGUUACCGAGAAGCGAGUUUCCUCUUUUCCACCGGCGCUCCGAAGCACCGCAUUUAACGCGUUAGGCUACUGCGGGCUGGCCACUUUUCCGAAAAUCACGAGCUACCGAUUCUCACUUCCUCGUGGAUUACGGUAUUUGUAGACUUAAGACAGAGACGAUUGACUGGAAAGAUGGAAUGCUGCCCCAAUCUAAAGCAUCCCAACCGGAUCGGCGGGUUCAUUACGCCACGCUAGAGUCUGGGUAUAUAAACUCGCACGCAUGUCGCGACCCUGCCGUUUCAUUUCGGACAGAAGAAAACGACGAUAACAGGUGAAGCUACAUGUGAAUUCAUGUGGACCUGCUGUCACCCCAGACUGCGAGCGACGAGUGGCCCUCACGGAAGCCUGUUGCAUUAGUUUCUCCCGAAAUAAAGAUGAGGCACGCCAAGGUCUUUGUUGCUAUUGCCCUGAGCAGCAGCGCUUUCCUUGUGGUGCUCUAUUCUUCUCUGAGGUCGGAUGCGAACCACACCCGAAAGCUCUUCAUGCAGGAAGACAAUCCUAUUCAGGAAGUCAUCGUCAGCAUGCCACCACCUGUCCAGCAAAAUACAGAUCCGUUGCCGCUCAUGACCGCCGGCCCUCCGGUCGAAAUUUCCGAAGACUACCGGAAAGCCAUUAAGCAGAGCACUGCGUUCUGGAACAGGAAGCAACAUUCUCUCUUCCGGAAGCUGGACUCAAAAGACAACGUCACCAAGGCCGAUUUUGGGGACUGGUCCAAAUGCUCGGCCAUCAGCUUGGAGUCACUGAGCACCAACAUCCAGGAUUUCAAGUCCUAUCCACAAGAUUACCAAGACUUCUUGAGUGGAAUGGAGUGCCGUGACCCCCCAAUUCUAAUCGACCAGCCCCAGAAGUGCCAGUCAGAGGAGGACGGGGAGGUCUAUCUCCUCUUCGCCAUCAAAUCUGUCCCCGGUAGCUUUGAGCGACGGCAGACCGUGCGUCAGACGUGGGGGCAGGAGAAGGUGUAUGAGGGAGGGCUCAGAGUGCGCACAGUCUUCCUCCUGGGCAUGUGGUCUAUGGACGACCCAAACUUGAAUCAGCUGGUCUCGUUUGAGGCGCAGCAUUUUGGAGAUGUGCUGCAAUGGGACUUUAAGGAUACUUUCUACAACCUGACGCUGAAGGAGAAUGCCUUCUUCCGAUGGUCCCUGACGCGUUGUCCACGUGUUACUUUCGUUUUCAAAGGGGAUGAUGAUGUUUUCGUCAACACCCAAACCAUGCUUGACUACCUCCGUACCCUGGAUCCGAACAAAGCCUCCAAGCUUUACAUGGGUCACAUAAUUUCUAACAGUGACCCCAUCCGUGACUCUAACAGCAAAUACUAUGUCCCCAAAACCUUCUUUGAAGGCGGAUACUCCUCGUACGCUGGUGGGGGUGGCUUUUUGUUUUCUGGGAACCUGUUGACAGAGCUCUACAGGGUUUCCAAAUAUAUCCCCUUCUUCUCCAUCGAUGACGUGUACACUGGGAUGUGCUUCCAGGCACUGGGGAUUAAACCCGAAGCCCACGAUGGCUUCAGAACAUUUGAUAUACGCCAGGAAGACAGAGAGAACGCUUGCGUGCACAAGAAUCUAAUCCUGGUACACCGACGCAGCCCACAGCAGACCCUGCGGCUAUGGAGAUACGUGCACAGCCCCCUGCUCACCUGCUGAUGUGCCCCCUUGUGGUGGAGUGCGGGGAAGAGGGAAGAAGGGAAUCCAGGCAGGGCUGAGGUCUCUAAACAUGAAAGUCACUGGGCAUCAGAUGAAGCUUUUAGAGGCCCAGGGAAAGUCAAGUGGCAUUUGAGGAGUCCAUGGAGUGUGAGCUGCAGGUUUGUUUGAGAACAAAGGAGUGCAAUGAAUACAUGGUGACGAUGCAGCAGAGAACACGGCAAACACAAACCACAUGACAGACAGCCUCAGAUGGUUGGUUAUAUGGAUCCCUACAGCCUCCAGACACUGAAAAUGAGACAAUAGGCCUCUUCAACAUCUGAAAUGGUCAGAUGUCAUUACAGGUGGUAAAUGGACACUCAGACCCAGAGCUGAUCGACCAUGGAAUUAGGCUAAAUAUCAGAGGUUCAUAUAGAGAUGCACAAAGUUUAGAUAAUUGGGAAGAUGCUUCUUCCUGUUGUAGGGCCCUGCUUGUGCUACCAGUGUAGUGUGGUGGAGCAGCUGGGUAAUUUGCGAGGCAGGCUGUACUCAUUAAAACAGAUCCUCAUAUAAAUGUGAACACAAACAGAGCAGCAGCGAUCCGGAAGCAGUCUAAAUACAACGUAAUACCAUAAAAAAGCAAUCUCUAGCUUGUUCCAAUUCAUUCUGAUACAGUUUGCUGGUGUAGUAGAGGUGUGAUUAUAGAAGUUAAAAAAAAAUGUACUGUAACGUAAUAUGUGUUUUGGGGAAGCGACAGUUCAAUGGCAUCACAAACAAAACCAACAAACUAUGAAAGGGAAGCAGUAUUUAUUUUAAACAAAUGUGAGUGAGGACAGGUUUGGGAGUUUCGGUAAUCCACGUUAAGAUGUGGACAUGUAAACACAGGUUGACUGAUCUUGGAAAUAAACGCGCAGCUGUUAAAUGGAGAGUCGAUCACAAGCAUCAGACUUUGACCUCAAAUUGUGUUUGACUUGACACUAAUCUAAUCAUGUGAGGUUUUCAUAGGAAACCAAAUGUACAAAUACUCAUUGAAAAACAGACAACUGUGCACGACACUUAUGAAACUGAUUAAAUAAUGCAAAUGUU
Molecule: messenger RNA, 2922 nt
Organism: Paramormyrops kingsleyae
Lineage: Eukaryota; Metazoa; Chordata; Actinopteri; Osteoglossiformes; Mormyridae
Gene: b3gnt2l
Product: UDP-GlcNAc:betaGal beta-1,3-N-acetylglucosaminyltransferase 2, like
Biological process (GO): poly-N-acetyllactosamine biosynthetic process; protein O-linked glycosylation
Cellular component (GO): Golgi membrane
Molecular function (GO): protein N-acetylglucosaminyltransferase activity
Source: RefSeq, a predicted model, not a curated record